AUGUCUUGGAUUGAUCUCUUCUAUCCCGAUAUUCCUAAAAAAAGGGAGGAUCUUAUUCGCAAAAAUCAAGAGAUUCUUGAUCUGAUGGACAGCAACUUCUUCGCCACCAACCAACUCAUUGAUGUUCUUAACAGACACUAUAAUUACUCCUUCAAACAGAUCGAACUGAACAGGAAUGAUACUGUGAAAAAGAACUGUGAUGUUCUGAUCGAUUGCAUGCAUGAGAUUCAGGCCAAAGUGGAUGAGAUUGACCAGGAGCUGAAGGAGAAGCUGGAACCAGAACUGUAUGAGAAACUGAAGAACAUGUCUAUCACUGUUGAUGAUUUUGAGAAAAUCGCUCAUAUUGUUAAGAAUGUUUUGGGUAUUACAGACAAGGCUGCUACUGUUGCAUUCGGUAUUCUAAUAAACAAGGCAAUGGUUCUGAGUGAUCUAAUAUCCAAAAUAGGGAAAAUUGCAACAGGGCUUAUAGGCAGUGUUGUACUGGCGUUGGUAGGCCUGGGCAUUGAUAUAAUUUUAGAGGCCAGUUUAGGGAAAUAUGAGCGCCAUGAACUUGAGAAGGCCCUGAAGGAGUAUGAUGAGGUUUUGGCUGAAUUCAAGCCAAAGUCUAGAGAAUAUGAGCAGGUCAUAACUGAAGUCAAGUCACAUUAA
This is a messenger RNA of Onychostoma macrolepis, 648 nucleotides long. RefSeq names its product single-pass membrane and coiled-coil domain-containing protein 3-like. Bases 1 to 648 code for a protein of 215 amino acids. The transcript is spliced from 2 exons. The record is from RefSeq and is a predicted model, not a curated record. NCBI's taxonomy places the organism in Eukaryota, Metazoa, Chordata, Actinopteri, Cypriniformes, Cyprinidae.